Molecule: messenger RNA, 1263 nt
Organism: Aspergillus udagawae
Lineage: Eukaryota; Fungi; Ascomycota; Eurotiomycetes; Eurotiales; Aspergillaceae
Exons: 5
Coding region: 1-1263 (420 amino acids)
Source: RefSeq, a predicted model, not a curated record
AUGAACAAUGUAGGGAAUGGGGGGUUUGCCGGCGUGAUUGACACGGAUCAGAUGGCGUUGCAAUUGGAACAAGGAUUUGCAGUAGCGGGCGGUGACUCCGGCCAUCGACUGGCAGGUAAUGGGGCUGGGGGCUCGGGGUCUUAUAUCCCGUUCCUCAACGACGUGGAGGAAACAAAGGCAUGGAUCCAUGAAUCCAUUGCAAUCUUCACGGAACCAACCCGCAAAAUCACUACUUCAUUUUACAAACGGCCUCCCCGUCACAGUUAUUAUCAUGGAUGCUCGACUGGAGGCGCCCAGGGCUUUGCACUGGCUCAGUUCCAUCCUCACCUCUUUGACGGCAUCUAUGCUGGGUCUCCAGGGAACUGGUACUCUCAUCUCAUGCUUUCUUUCCUAUGGAAUGGGCGCCAUGCAAAGGCGGAUGGUUUCAUUGAUCAAGCUGCUCUCAACGCUACCACAGAAGCAAUACUCGAUGCCUGUGAUGAGCUCGACGGGGUGAAGGAUGGCCUCAUUGGGAACCCACUUGGUUGCAAUUUUGACAUCGAUUCACUGGCCUGUUUACGUGAAGUCAGUACCUCUUUGACAAACCGAACCUGCUUAAAUCCCGUGCAAUUGGAGUCACUGAAGGCCAUCUACGCUGGGCCAAUGGACACGACGACUAACACAACCAUCUACCCGGGCUUCAGUCUGGGGUCUGAAAGAGAGUUGCUAGCGCAAGAAACUUCGCUAUAUGAGGCAUUUGCCGCGCCAGUUCUACAAAAUUUGGUAUUUCACAACGUUUCCUACGAUAUCGACACAUUCAGCUUUGGGCUCGAUGUUGCAAAGGUUGACGAGGUGGCCGGCCCGCUCAUUGACGAGAUCGGAGUCGAUCUCAGCGCGUUCCGACGCCAUGGUGGUAAGAUGAUUGUGACGCAAGGCUGGGCUGAUUCCCUCAAUGCGGCAACGUGGCCCAUCCAGCACCUUGAACAGCUACAGCAUUCCAGUACUGAUACCUUGGUCUCCAGCUUUUAUAAUUUAUACAUGGUUCCUGGUGGUGGUCAUUGUGGUGCGGCAAAUUCAUAUCCUCAUGUGCCGGCUACAUACCAUGUUGAAGAGGCACUCGUCGCAUGGGUAGAGGGAAAUACGUUUCCUAACUACAUUCUAUCGUCGAAUCCUCCUGAUGGCUCCUCGCGGACGCGCAAACUCUGCCCUUGGCCGAAGACGGCGAAGCUUCGGUAUCAAGCAAAUCCCAAUGUAGCUGAAAGCUAUGAAUGCGUCCAUGACUGA